This is a messenger RNA of Suillus subaureus, 582 nucleotides long. RefSeq lists its product as uncharacterized. The coding region runs from base 1 to 582 and encodes 193 amino acids. The transcript has a single exon. NCBI's taxonomy places the organism in Eukaryota, Fungi, Basidiomycota, Agaricomycetes, Boletales, Suillaceae. The record is from RefSeq and is a predicted model, not a curated record.
AUGUGGAUCAAACCUUACCUUGACCUCUUCCCUUCUAGACCCAACUGGGCCUUCAUCAUUGAUCUACUCAUACAUAACUUGAACCUGAACAACAACAACACUAAAUCAACAAACCCAUUCCUUCUAUCAUGGGACCCACCAACUAGAGGCCCUAGAGUGAACACCCUCCCCAAUGAAAUAAAAAACCUACUAAAAACAGCAAAACAAUUUAAUGUUAGCUUCACCCCAAUCAAGAUCUCAAAAGACAUUAAAAAACAGUUACCCACCUGGUGUCAUAUAGGAGCACCCCUAAAAACAUAUCACAAAACAAAAGACAAAUGCCUACAAGAAAAACAUAAAUCAAUAACUGUCAAAAACUUGAUCAAGACAAGUAAGAGACUAACCAACAUGAGAAACAACUCACAGUGUCACCUCCCUCACAAAGAUUGCACAUGCCCACCAUGUAAGAAAGACCGUCAAGUUGGCUGUCCAAACCCACACAAAUGUGCAGCUAAUGCAAGAGAAAUACUCAGUAAACUCACCCCCAAAUAUGACAUGAGAACAAAGCCGAAGAAAGACAGCCUAUCACUGAUGCACCAAUGA